GCGCACUUGGUGAUUGCGAGACCCUGACAUUGACAAUGUCACCGACAGGCGGAGACGCUGUCCCCGCUCGAUCAUCGCCCAUUCAGGGAUCUCCGCAGGGUACCCCCGAUCCUCGCCUAAGCGUCGAUCGAUCUCCAUGUGCAGCGCGGGGGUUGUUGGGUGUUUCACCGCACAACGGUGGUUCGGAGGUCCGUUUGGGGAAACGGCGCCGCGGUACCGUUUCGCAUGCGACUGACAGCGUCGUUGGCGCGGGCGUGACACCCAUUUCGCCUUUCGCCAGUGUGUUGGGGGCAUCUCCGCCGUGUGUGGCCGGGUUUCGUGACGCGGCCACAUUUGGAGAUGUGUACGGUGCUCCGUUGCUGCCAUCCCCACUGCUGCCUAGACGGCUGGACUAUGCGGCCACGAUUCCUUUAGCACCUGUAUGGUCACAUGCGGUGGCCCCGCCAUGUCCCGCCGGAGGCGGUUCUCUUCUAGGAGAUCGCAGCGACGCUUUGCGUUCUCCACCCAUUUCACGUCGACGAGUCGCCGACAUGGCGGCGGGUUCGUUUGCGGUGCCGCCUCAGGCUCCCUUUGUCGCUCCAGAUUCCACACCUCCAUUUGAUGAUGUGGAUAGCUCUGCGGCACUCGGCGGCACGCCGUGUUCGGGCGGCAACAACAUCGUGCGAGUGUGUGUGCGGGACGUGUGUCGGAGACGGUUGUACGCUCUCCGCGAGGCUAUGGCCGAUCUCGGCGACCAUCGCAGACCGGUCAGCGACGUUAUUGAUCGGUUGCUGCACUGGUCCUUGCCAGCCAUCCGAGCGGAGUUUGGAGACGAGGUGGGAGAUGUGAUUUCUUUUUUGUUGCCAUCUAGGGUGUGCGGUCGAGAUUUCACGUUGCGUUAUAUGCCAGGCGAUUCCGGUGUUGACUACGGUCAGGUGGGUUCACAGGGUUCAGCGAGCGGAGGGUUGGGGAUGUGCUCGGUGCACAAACUCACAUUCUACAAGUUUAUGCGCACAGAACCGGGGGGGGCGGAGGGGUGGAAUGCCAAGGUCGUAUGGCAGGGCAGAAAAUAUUGCGAGCUUGCCAUUGACACUGUGAUGCGCCGUGGUGAGUCAGUGACAUUGAUGGCUGAUGGUCGAUAUGACUCUGCCAGAGGCGCACAGCAUUGCACCGUCACCGCAAUGGAGUACGAGACUCGGCUUGUUGUAGGUAUUCACACUCUCCGUCUGAAGAUUGAAGGCAAGGCAUCGAAUGCGCUUGAGGUGCCAGCUGUCGUGCAACUUUUGCGAGGGCUGGUGGACAAGGGGUUGAAGAUCCGGUGCAUUAUCUCGGAUGAUUGUGCGGCGCUGGGACCAAAGUUGCGAGCUAUGAACAUCGAGUGGCAGAAGGAUUGCCACCGCAAAAUAAAAAACAUUCGAAAGCACUUCCAAAGUAUGCUGCAACUGAAGGAAGCAAAGAAAGUGAGCAGCCCGCACGACUGUGUAUCAGAGGCGCAACUCGUGCAGUUCACGAAGAAGCGGCUAAAGGAGGCAUUGGAGCAGCGUUUUGGACCUGACGUCCUCACACCUGCUGAGGAGCGGCUGAAGAAAUCGGACUUCGUCGCUGUCGUCAUGCGAAAGAUGUACCCCUACGGAUCGAGGUUGAAUGCUCGAGCGUUGGAGACUGAUCCAUACGGUUUGACAGAGUAUCAUGCGCAUGAGGUUGGGAUGUGGUUCCUCCGCGUUUGCCAGCUGUGCAGGGAGGAGGGCGGAGACGCCGACAGUCUACACCGCGACAUCAUGUUGGUCGCCGAUCAUUGGGCUGGUGAUCAUUCGGGAUGUGUGGACGGUAGGGAGGUUCUGUGCGAGAAGGCCGGUGGGCGUGCACGAUUGCCUUUGUAUAGCCGAACGGACACGGUCUACGAGCUCAAUCUGCGUGUUCUCGAUAAACAAUGCAGCACUAACAUCACGCCGUACUACGUCGAGUUUCGGCACACAUCGGCGGUGGAGACUUUUCAGGGCACCAUCAUUAUCUAUGCAAAGAAGUCGGUGCAUUUCGAGAAGUCUUUCUGUGCACGUUUGUCGAUCGCAGUGAUUCGGGGGAACAGUCACUGCUGGCACGACCCUGUCGGGUAUGUUGCUCGCAUUGCUGCGGGCACUUCCAUACGUGCGAGACCAGGCUUCCGUCGAYACUACGGUCACGAGGCGAUCGAAUGUUGGGAGGACAGAUUGGCGGCGUCAGUGUUCGGUUCGGCUCAUGUUUCAGACUGGGCUCGAGAGCUUCUGCGGCAGGAGGUUUGUCCUUAUGGAGCCGGGCCAUUGCCGCGUGAUUUGUUCGUCAACGGUGGGGGCGACCCAGUGGAGGUCGUUGAUGAUGCUACCUCAGAUUCUGGCCAUGAGGCGGUAGGGGAGAACCAUGUUUUCAUCAUCGGGCACGUGGAGGACGAUGCGGUGCCUACAUGCGAUGAUUGGGUCCAGACAUUGAGUUCCGAAUCUGAGGGUGACGAUAUAGAGUUGUUCAGCGUUUGACUGGUUGAAUGGUUUUAUCGUUAACCUGACAUCAGUUUGGUGAUCCGAAUUUCAUUGAGCAUGACGUUG
This is a messenger RNA of Chara braunii, 2555 nucleotides long. The record is from the annotation of a GenBank genome assembly. Lineage: Eukaryota; Viridiplantae; Streptophyta; Charophyceae; Charales; Characeae.